UUUUUCCCAAUUCUACUGCGAUUCCAAAAUUAUGUUACCAUUCCAGCGAACUCGGGCAAAAUCCCUAACUCAAUUCCCUCCUUAACUCUCCGACCAAGCCCACCGGACUCAACAGCCAGCCAUGUCCAUCCUCGGCGACGACGGUCGUGGCUUCGAGCUCGCCACCAAGCUGGAGUCCCUCGGGGUAUGGCGGACGUGGUUCGGCGACCCUCUCUACUCCACCUUCGUUCAUUUCCUUUCUUCUCCUUCCUCCUGGGAAUCCUUCAUGCGGACCGACGAGCUCAAGUCCAAAGCUCAGAUCCAACUCCAGCUCCGCGCCCGUGCUCUUCUCUUCGAUAAAGCUAGCGUCACCCUCUUUCUUCACUCCACCAUCAACCCUUCCCCUGCCGCCACUUCCGCAGCGGUCUCCAAGCUUAAUCCGACUUACUUGCAGUUGCAUGGCGACGAUGUCUACUACACUCUAGAGGAUGUGGAUCAGCGGCGAGAUGGUAGCGGCGCUGUUGGGCCUGUUAUGGCGUCAUCCAGGGUCUGUUUGAGGGGAAUGAUGAAAUAGAAAUGAUGAUUCUUGUAGACCUUGCUAUCGGCACCAUCUGCUAGGGUCUGGGAUCUCAUUACUGACUUCACAAUAAGACGGUUAUAAGUUUUGAUAUUUAGAGAUUUUAAGCAAGGGAAGAAUGUCAGACUCUUUAAGUUAUUGUAUUAGUUAGCAAAAAGUUUCGAACUUUGUGUACCUUCUGUGAAUUCCAUCGAGCUAAUGCUUAUGUAACUUGAGAAUUGUUAAUCUCUGCAACAUUUCUCUGUAAGAACCAAUCAUUUUGUUUCUGUAACUCAAAUCUUUAGCUAAGCUUAUUCUUUUGAUUGAUCUGCAGAGUCAUUCUAAAUCUUCUGUUACUACCGGAUUAAGAUACGGUGAUCUUGACAUGGAUAAUGUCUCACAGAGGUUCAGAAACGAUGAGUUGCCAGAAACUUGGUAUAGCCAGUUUAUAGAAAAGCAUAAAACUAACAGGUUAUUUAAGAUCCCGUUUGGGGAUAGAGAGCCAGAAAAACGUUCUCCUGAAGACAUGUCUAAUUAUCUUAAGCUUCGGGAUAAGCAUAAAAGAAGCCGUGUUAUGUUUAAGCAGGGCCAGUACUCGGGGCUUGGAAAUUCUGUAUUGGAAAGCACAUCAAGCAUGCAUCCCGACUCUCGUUUAGAUGGCCGAAGCUCAGUAGAUGAUGAUGUUUCCUUCUUUCCUGAAGUAAUGUUUAUGUCGAAUUGUGUGCCUGAUAGUGCACUCCCUCCAAUAGUUAGAGUGCAAGACAAUAACAAGAUUGAGUUCCGUGGGGUUCUUGACUCAUUGCCGCAGACCAGGAAUGCUGUAAUGAUUGAGAGACUCGGUAUUAGUGUUGAACAGGGAGGAAGCUCACAUCGUAGGAAAAAUGGUUCUGACGGGAAUAGGAAAAUGCUUAGUCAAGACCAAGCACAGCAGAUUUCUUCAAAGGUUGUUGCCCGCAUGUUGGCCAGAGUGGGAUUUGAUGGUGCAAUGGAAGUUCCAGUGGACGUCUUGUCUCAACUGCUUGGGUGUCAUAUGAGUAAACUAGGCCACACUUUGAAAGUUCUUGCUGAUAGUUAUAGGAAACAGUGUUCAGCAGUUGAGCUACUAAAGAUGUUUCUUCAAACUUUGGGUCACAGUAACCUUGGACCUUUGAUGGAGCUCAUCAAGGAUGGCAGUAGGAAUGUCACCCAGCAAACUCAGCCGCAAGUACAUGGAAUGCAGCCACAGAUGCAGGCCCAGCACCAAAAUCCUCAUCGAUUGCCUCAACAAAUGUUAAGACAAGCACACCCACAGAUGCAACAAAUGAUGCAUCCUCAAGGUUUGACUUUCCAGCAACAGCAACAGUUGGAGAGGAUGCGUAGGCGCCAACAACAAUCUGCUCCUCGCCCCACUAUGGAUAUGGUGGAGAAGGAGAGACCCCCCAUGGCGCAAGUCAAGAUUGAGAGCGCACCAGAUUUGCCAUUGGAUAAUAAUAUCAAUGCGUUCAAUAAUACUGCCAUGCAUCAGCAGCUCCGACAGCAGCAACUGGCUGCAAUGUCGAAUCUCCAUGCUCAGACUGGCAGCAAUCAGCUCAGGCAGUUCACGUCGUUGCAAGUUCCUCAGAUACAAUCACCACCGAACAUGGGAAUUGUUAGGGCUCCUCCGGUGAAGGUGGAAGGUUUCCAGGAGUUGAUGGGAGGCGAUGGCACAUCAAAACAUGACUCAGAAGAUGGCAACAAGCUAACUUCUCCUUCCAAGUGAAUCUAGCUUACUCUCGGCCGGGCAUGUAGUUAAAUUGUAAAAGCAUUGUACACUUGCUGCGCAGCCUAUCUUUCUACCUCGCCACUGGUAUUGGAGUUCAGCUAAUAGCCGAGUCGUACUUCAGUGUUGUAUGGGAAGUAAUUCCAUCAGAUUUUGGUUUCUGCACAUUAGUCCUGGCGUUAUGGUACAUGAUUUAGUAUUGUUGAAGCUAAGUUGCCAUGGAUAAAUGGCUGCUGUGUAUAGGAUAACUUCUUUGCAAACGGUUUAUUUGCAGAGCUGAUGAUGAUCACAGUUGAGGGAGAGUUGUUUUAGUAAUGCGUCAAAUGCAACUUCGGAACUAUCCAAUCACAGCUAGCUUAGCUUCUUUUGUCGUCAAUCAAAUUUUCUAUGGUAAGUUGGUCACUUUAUGACCGUCCACAUCAUCAUAUUCGACUGCUGACAUA
Molecule: messenger RNA, 2716 nt
Organism: Linum tenue
Lineage: Eukaryota; Viridiplantae; Streptophyta; Magnoliopsida; Malpighiales; Linaceae
Source: the annotation of a GenBank genome assembly